CUCCGUGCUCGGGGGGCGGGGUUUUCUCCAGCUCAUGACAGCGGUGACGAUCUGGACAUAGCAGGUCGGGGGGAUGGAGUCGGUGGGGACGGUAUGGCGGCGGGAUCCCGCUGCUCUAUCAUUGGAGGAUGUGUACAGCAUGGCCAAGAGCCUGGGCUCCGAGCUGCAGAGCCUCACCGAGCAGUACGGGCCGGACUCCGUGUCCGGGGUGGUCCCGCAGGUGGUUCGGGUGCUGGAGCUGCUGGAGAGUUUCGCGGCCACCGGGAGAGAACGGAGCUGUACGGAGGAGGAGCUGCUGAUCAGAGCCGUGCAGAGUAUGGGCAGAGAGGAGCGACAGUCCCCGGAUCUGGAGCAGAAGCUGUUGGAGGCUCAGAGGAAAGAGCAUGAUCUUCAGAACCAGUUGUCUCAUCUCACUGAGGAAAAUCAGAAGCUCCUGGGUCAACUGACUGAGACCAAAUCCCAGGGAGAAUUUGCGGCAAGGGAGGAACGGGAUCUGAUGCUGAAGUUGAAAGUUGUGGUGGACAGGCAAAGAGACGAGAUUCGGUCGCUCACACGUGAGAACCAUCAGAGGAACAAAGACUCGGAGGCUCUCCAGGAGCAGUUAAAUCGUGUUAUGAAUGUGAACGAAGAUCUCCGCCGUAAAGUGUCCGUUGUGAACUCCCAGCUGAAGAGCUCCCUGCAGAGGAAAACUGAACUGGAGGGCUUACUACAAGAAAAACAGAAAGAAGUAGACUCCCUGACCCGUAAACUGUUUAUGUCCCAAGCCGUUCCCGAUAAAAACAUGAACACGGCUGACUGUAAGUCACAGGAAACUACUGUAAAUGAGGAGCCUGCUUCAAGUCAGAUGUGCUUCACCAAGGAAGAUGUUAAGCAGAUUGUCCAGGAGAGGAAUGAGCUCAAAACGAACCUAUUUCUGGUGAAUGAAGAGUUAAAAUACUAUCAAAGGGAGAUGCUGAAUGAUGAGAGGAUCCCAACACUCCUAUUAUCUGGCAUGAAAUCUGCCAUUAAGAAACAAAGAAGGAAGAUUAAAGCCAAAAUGUUGGGAAUAGUGGAAUCUCCAACCAGCAGUGAUGAGGAAGAUGGCUCAUGGACCCAAACCACAACCACUGACUGUGUGGAUGGCAAGCCCCCUGAAUCAAAAAUCAAGAGUUUGUUUGACAUGUGGUAUGGAAAGCCAACAACAGAACCAGGACCUUGGGAAAUCAUCAAUUCCAAAGAAAUCAACAUGAUCAAGAAAGAAAGUUCCGAUAACAAUGCGUGAACCUGUACAUACCCGAUCUUGUAUAAAUGUAUAAUUACUGCUGGGAUCUGUCCAGUGCUGAUUGCUGACUGAAGUGACUGACCUCACAAUCCUGUUUUAUUCGACAAGAAGGGUGUCCCUUUCUGUGUAAACUGUAUAUUUUCCCGUAAGAGAAUAUUGAUAUUUUUCUAACAUUUUUAUUUUAAAUGCAUUUUUAUAAAAAAUCAUAUGUGAUUUAAAAAAAGGUAAAUCUAUAUACAAAAAUAUUUUUGCAAAUGUAUAGUCUGUACAAUAUAUACUUAGAGUCUGAUGUAUAUUUUUGUUUGGUAACGUCCAUACACCAGAAUUAAAUAUUUCAGUGUGA
Rana temporaria (common frog) is the source of this 1604-nucleotide messenger RNA. RefSeq names its product Rab interacting lysosomal protein (gene RILP). Gene Ontology annotation, molecular function: protein dimerization activity. Gene Ontology annotation, cellular component: ciliary basal body; cytoplasm. NCBI's taxonomy places the organism in Eukaryota, Metazoa, Chordata, Amphibia, Anura, Ranidae. Gene Ontology annotation, biological process: cilium assembly. Bases 74 to 1261 code for a protein of 395 amino acids. The transcript has 8 exons. The record is from RefSeq and is a predicted model, not a curated record.